Molecule: messenger RNA, 1083 nt
Organism: Annulohypoxylon maeteangense
Lineage: Eukaryota; Fungi; Ascomycota; Sordariomycetes; Xylariales; Hypoxylaceae
Product: putative 1-aminocyclopropane-1-carboxylate oxidase
Exons: 4
Coding region: 1-1083 (360 amino acids)
Molecular function (GO): dioxygenase activity
Source: RefSeq, a predicted model, not a curated record
AUGUCGCCGUCCCGGGUGGAAGCCCCCUUAUCGUACGAGUACCCGAAGGAGACCCAGGAGCAAUUAGAAUAUGCAGAGCUAGAAGCGCUCGACAUCUCUAAGCUCGACCAGCCAGGGGGAAAACAGGAGCUCGCAGAGCAAGUCUUGAGGUUCAUCAAUAAAAAUGGCUUCUUCUACGUCACCGGCCACGGUUUCUCCGACGAAUCCGUAAGGCGUCAAUACGCGCUAUGCGAAGCAUUCUUCCAGCUGCCCCUCGAAGAAAAGCUCAAGUACUCCUGCGACACCGCCAAGGGUGAUUUCAGGGGCUACAAGCCGCAGUCCACAGGCAAGCUCGCGGGACGGGACAACGACGAGCGAUACAACAUCCCGAAAUUCACACCUGAGCACGAGCGCCCGCACCCGCAGCUGAUCAAAGACCACUGGGACGAGAUCCGCGACUUCUCGCUGAAGAUCCACAACGAUGUCUUGCUGCCACUAUUACGCCUCUUCGCCUACGUGCUCGAAAUCGACGAAGAGUACCUAACCUCGCGCCACCGCUAUGACGCAGAAGGGCUGGAGUACCUGCGGUACAUGAAGUACUACCCACGCGCAGCCGAGCAAGACGCGCAAGUGGGGAAUAUCUGGGCGAAGGGGCACACGGACUACAACACGCUAACCUUCCUCUUCCACCAGCCGAUCGCCGGGCUGCAGGUGCAGACGCCGGAGGGGCGGUGGCAGUACGUCAGGUCGCCGCGGGACGCGAUCAUCGUGAACAUCGCGGACGCGCUGGAGUUUCUGAGCGGUGGGUACUUGAAGAGUACUGUGCACCGCGUGAUACGGCCGCCGGAGGACCAGACGGACAGGCCGAGGUUGAGCUUGAUUUACUUCGCGAGGCCGGAGGCUAAGAUUCUGUUGAAACCUGUGGAGAGCCCGUUGUUAAGACAGCUUGGGCUGCAGGUGGAGACGGAGCUGUUUGCGCGUGAUGUUACUGCGGAAGAAUGGGCGAGGGCGCGAAUCGCGAAGGAUCAUAGGUUCCGUACGGGAUUGGUUGACCAGCGGGAGAAGGAGAUUAUCGCGGGUGUUAAUCAGAAGUAUUAUGAUUAG